Molecule: messenger RNA, 788 nt
Organism: Actinia tenebrosa (Australian red waratah sea anemone)
Lineage: Eukaryota; Metazoa; Cnidaria; Anthozoa; Actiniaria; Actiniidae
Biological process (GO): arachidonate secretion; lipid catabolic process; phospholipid metabolic process
Molecular function (GO): phospholipid binding; calcium ion binding
Source: RefSeq, a predicted model, not a curated record
ACGAAAAAAGUCCAGUUUCGAACGCCUACGAGGCUAACUAAGGCUGUACUAAAAGGCAUAAAAUGGGCAAUAAUUUUUAGUUUUGUUCACAUCUAUCAUCCGUGAUAUACCUUGAGUAAAACGCUUGAUAAUUGAAAAAGACUUGAGCAACUAACGACGACGAAGAUGAUGAAGAAUCAUACCAUCAUGCUUGUUGUCCUUCUUGGCAUGGAUUUUCUAGUUAAUGGUCUGUCACUGAAUAAUCUGGAGGACGAGAAAAUAAUGGAUUUCGACGCAGAUAAUGUUCCUGCUGAAAAACGAAACUUGUUGCAGUUUGGCAAAAUGAUCAGAUGUGCAACCGGGAGAUCCCCCUGGAAAUACAAUAACUAUGGCAACUAUUGCGGAUCCGGGGGAAGUGGCGUCCCGGUAGACGGAGUUGACAGAUGUUGUCAAGCUCACGAUCGGUGUUACGAUAAUAACGACCACUGCAACCCGAAGUGGAAGUCCUACAACUACGCGACUGCAGGAACUUCCCCUUCGUGCCGCAUCACUUGCGGCGGUAGUUCCAGUAAUGACCAGUGUCAAACGGACGUCUGUGAAUGCGAUAAAGUUGCAGCUGAGUGCUUUGCACGUAACACUUACAACAGCAAUAACAAGCAUAAGUAACGAAAUCCUAAUCAAUCAGGGGAUACUAAGCGAAAACAUCGUUACAGUAGUAUAUCAAUGAGAUUCUUUUAAAAAGGAAACCCAGGGUGUUAAAGACGAUGUGAAUCAAAUAGUGGUAAUAAAAUAAGGUGAAAAAUGUUCAA